UAAAUAAACUCGCCAGUGGCCCAUCUACCCUUCAAGACUGUUUACUAUGAUCAACUUGUGUCUAAAGGAAGUAUUCGCCUGCUUCCUGCUUUCUUUUCUCUAUGUCGGAAGCCUAUAUGUAUGGAAUGCAACUCAGGGAAGGUUUCCUCCUGAUGACUGCAUGAGUAUUGCCUGGAUGCAACCAACAAUGCAGGUUUCAGGAGUACCUGGAUGUAACCAACUAUGAGGCCCUGAACACCAUGGGAUCCGGUUCGUCUAAUUACGCAAAGCUACUCAAAGCUACCCAAAACUUCCUAGUAUACAGACCAUCCAACAACAAUCAAAAAGCGAUGCAUCAGUGUCUUCUUCAUGACUAUUGUAUCUCCAAUUUUUGUCAUAUGGUUUGGCAAUAAAAACUCGGAAGAGGUAACACUGUGGUCACAGAUGGGCCUGAGAUGGGAGGGCUUGAUUCCUGCUUUAGUAUUGCCGAUGAUCCUCACAUUCGUACUAUUUCUGGGACCCCUCGUCCAGUCCCAUUUCUCUGUGCCUGUCACUCACACCCUUCGCAUGUACUUCGAUCCUCUGUAUUGGUAUAAUACAGUACAAAAUCCAAUCUGGUGGCGUAAUCAGGUAGUUGCCCCUUUUUCUGAGGAAUUUACCUUCCGUGCCUGCAUGCUUCCAAUUCUUUUGCAGUGUGUGUCUCCAGGAAAAACCAUCUUUAUUGCUCCACUUUUCUUUGGUGUUGCUCAUCUUCAUCAUGCAGUUGAUCGUCUUCGAGUGGGAAUUGAUCUUCCUACUGUGUUUCUCAUAUCCAGUUUCCAGUUCCUGUAUACAUCAGUAUUUGGUUUUUAUUCUGCAUUUCUCUUUAUAAGAACAGGUCAUUUUUUGCCAUUGUUUGCAGUCCAUGCUUUCUGCAAUCAUAUGGGUUUGCCAGAAUUAAAGGAAAUGUUAAAGGCACCAAAUCCAUUAUGUAUUAAACUAAUGACUUGUCAUGUUGUAGGUCUCAUAGCAUGGUACUUUUUACUGUAUCCUCUUACUGACCCUUCUUUUUAUGGAAAUACUCAACAAACUUUGUGAAGAAGUGUUAUGGUCCAUAUUAUAUAAGAUAAUUUCUUCAGGUGCAAUGCUCAACAGCUAUUUUUUAAAGUUUUAUCCAUGCUAAUAAUUUAAAAUAGUUGUAAUUUUGUGUAUACAAAUGAUAGUUACAUGUAAAUGGUCGACCUUAUACUGUGUUAUUAUAUUUCUUAAGAUUUUAUGCUGACUUGUAUAGUUGAGUGUAAUAAAACUUCCAACUCUAUACAUUGAGAGUUGCUUGCUGUUGAUUAUACAAUAAAAUAACUAAUUUAUAUACUCGGAAUUAUAUUAAUAUUUAAUACUGAACUGUAUGCUGUGAUCUUUAUAUUGAAAAUUGUCUAUCUUGGUAUUCCAAAUUCUUAUUAUAAUAAGAUACGUAAUUGAUCUGAAAUUUUAGGAUACAUCAUAUAUAAUAUCAUGGAUUUGUAUACCUAAAAUGAAUUUUUUUGUAGUGCAGCAGAAUAUUGUAUAAAUAGCAUUGCAUAGUACUGUAUAUGAUGACAAAGAAUUAAUAAUUAAUUUCAUAAAUUCUCACAACUGUGUAAUACAGUACAUUAUUAUAACCCAA
Molecule: messenger RNA, 1621 nt
Organism: Procambarus clarkii (red swamp crayfish)
Lineage: Eukaryota; Metazoa; Arthropoda; Malacostraca; Decapoda; Cambaridae
Source: RefSeq, a predicted model, not a curated record